This is a messenger RNA of Tricharina praecox, 2468 nucleotides long. RefSeq lists its product as uncharacterized. Gene Ontology annotation, molecular function: flavin adenine dinucleotide binding; FMN binding; NADPH-hemoprotein reductase activity. Gene Ontology annotation, cellular component: cytosol. NCBI's taxonomy places the organism in Eukaryota, Fungi, Ascomycota, Pezizomycetes, Pezizales, Pyronemataceae. Bases 129 to 2243 code for a protein of 704 amino acids. The record is from RefSeq and is a predicted model, not a curated record. The transcript has 2 exons.
GAGCACUCCAUCACAACCACAACCUCCGCCCUCCUACCGAGACAGAAAGAGAGAAAAACUCUUUGCUGAUCUCUACCCACUACCCCCUCCCCACCUCCAUUGUGUUUCACACCCCUCCAAACACAGCGAUGGCAGACCUACCUCUCGAUACACUGGACAUUGUUGUCCUCGCGAUUCUUCUUCUCGGCACAGUCGCGUACUUCACGAAAGGAACUUUGUGGUCGAAGGGCGGCUCUUCCGCCGAUGCCUACAACAAGGCUCUCAGUGCCGGCGGCAAGUCCGGCAAAACGAGGAACUUGAUUGAGAAGAUGGACGAGUCCGAUAAGAACAUGGUUAUCCUGUACGGAUCGCAGACCGGUACCGCUGAGGAUUACGCCUCUCGGUUAGCCAAGGAAGGACAAGCACGUUUCGGACUCAAGACUAUGGUUGCGGACCUCGAAGAUUACGAUUACGAGAACCUCGAUACUUUCCCCGAAGAUAAGGUUAUAGUGUUCGUUUUGGCCACUUACGGAGAAGGAGAGCCCACCGACAACGCGGUCGAGUUUUACGAGUUUAUCCACAACGGCGAACCCACCUUCUCGGAAGACAACGCGGAAAAGCCUCUCACCAACCUCAAAUACGUCGCCUUCGGACUCGGAAACAACACCUACGAGCACUACAAUGCCGUCGUCCGCCGCAUCGAUGAGUCCCUCUCCAAGCUGGGCGCCAAGAGGAUCGGUCCUGCCGGAGAAGGUGACGAUGGAGCGGGUACCAUGGAGGAGGACUUCCUGUCGUGGAAGGAGACCAUGUGGACCGAGUUGCAGCAAGAGAUGGGUCUGGAGGAACGUGAAGCAGUUUACGAGGCCGUCUUCUCCGUUACCGAGCGCCCCGACCUCACCCCCGAAGACGACAUCGUGUACCUCGGAGAACCCAACAAGAACCACCUCGAGGGCAAAUCCGUCGGACCUUACAACUCGCACAACCCGUACAUCGCCCCGAUCAAGCAGUCCACGGAAUGCUUUACCGUCAAGGGCCGCAAUUGCCUUCACAUGGAGAUCGAUCUGUCUAACUCUAACCUCACCUACACCACCGGAGAUCACCUGGCGGUCUGGCCCACCAAUGCUGGAGCAGAGGUCGAUCGGCUCUUCAAGGUCCUCGGAAUGGAAGAAAAACGCCACCAGGUCAUCGACGUCAAGGGUCUCGAUUCUACUUCCAAGGUCCCUUUCCCCACGCCGACCACGUACGAUGCUGCGGUUCGUUACCACAUCGAAAUCUGCGCCCCCGUCUCCCGUCAGUACGUUGCUUCCCUUGCCGCUUUCGCGCCCACCGAGGGAGCCAAGGAGCAGAUGACCCGCCUCGGAGGCGACAAGGCCUACUUCUCGGAAUUCAUCUCUCAGCGCUACCUCAACAUCGCCCAGGUUCUCGAAAUCGUUUCACCCAACCAGGUCUGGUCGGCGGUCCCGUUCUCGAUCAUCAUUGAAGGUCUCAACCGCAUCCAGCCCCGUUACUACUCGAUCUCGUCCUCGUCUCUCGUCAAUAACAAGGUCCCGACCAUCACCGCCGUCGUCGAGCGCGUCAGCAUGCCCGGCGCCCCUCACGUUCUGAAGGGUGUCACGACCAACUACCUUUUGGCACUCAAGCAGAAGCAGGAAGGCGACCCGUCACCCGAUCCCCACGGACUGACUUACGCGAUCACUGGACCCCGCAACAAGUACGAUGGAAUUCACGUGCCGGUCCAUGUCCGGAGCUCCAACUUCAGGCUGCCCAGCGACCCCUCUAAGCCGAUCAUCAUGAUCGGACCCGGUACCGGUGUCGCCCCCUUCCGCGGUUUCAUCCAGGAGCGCGCCGCCCUCGCGGAGAAGGGCGAGAAGGUUGGAAAGACACUUCUCUUCUUUGGAUGUCGCAAGGAGAGCGAAGACUUCCUGUACCAGGAUGAAUGGAAACAAUACGCCGAAAAACUAGGUGAUGCCUUCCAGCUGGUCACUGCCUUCUCCCGCGACGGACCACAAAAGGUCUACGUCCAGCACCGACUGAGCGAACACGCCAAGGAGGUCAACGAGCUCAUCAAGCAGGGCGCGUUCUUCUAUGUCUGCGGUGACGCCGCUCACAUGGCGCGAGAGGUCAACUCCACGCUCGGCAAGAUCUUGUCUGCUGAGCGGGGAUUGACGGAGGAGCAAGGCCACGAUUUGGUCAAGAGGCUGCGGAGUAGCAACUUGUACCAGGUAUGUUCCCUCAACUAUCCUACACUCUUACCCGUCACGUAACCAUGUACUAACCUACCGCGUUUACAGGAGGACGUGUGGUCAUGAACACCACUUGCCGCACUAUACCGUUUUCUUUCACAUUUCAUACAAGGAGGGGCGUUAAUUGGAUUGGAUAGAUAUAGUCGUAUCUCGCUGUAACAAUUAGUCUGAUCUAGUCUGGGAGGCGGGAGAGGUGGGCGGAGUCUCCAAACUGUUUUCGUAGGCAUUUGCUUCUUUCAUCUUUUU